GCAGUGGACCAAGAAUGGAUUCCUGAGGUACUCCUGAUGAUAUUGGAAGCAAGCCAGACUUAUGGUUUCCCCAAAAAACGGACAGUGCAUUUAAUCAGUGCCCCAGCGAAGAGUCACAAUGAUACAACAUGCGAGAGAUGUGUUAACGGGAAGACCUUCUCCAACAUCAGUUCCGAGGUGACACCAUGCCAGAACUGUUCACUUUGUACUGAGGGAUGGGUGCAGAAAUUUCCAUGUCACGAAACUGAAGACACUGUGUGCAUUCCAAAAGUUGAAGUAGACGGAGACAGUUUUAUUAUCAUACCUUUGGGAGUGAUCUAUGUCGUAGUAAUUGCUGCUGUCAUGAUUUCCUACUGCUUUUGGAAAAGAAUCGAUCAAUUCUUUCAAAACUUGUGUAGCAGUCAAGAAAAGCAUGAUGACGAACUAAAGCCAGAAAGACGAAAUCAAGAAAACCAUGAUGACGAGGAACAAGCCAACCCACUACAGCAAGAUAGACGACUUCAAGAAAACCAUGAUGACGAGGAGCAAGCCACCCCACUUCAGCAAGAAAGACGACGUCAAGAAAACCAUGUUGACGAGGAACAAGCCAUCCCAGUACAGCAAGAUAGACGACGUCAAGCAAACCAUGAUGACGAGGAACAAGCCAACCUACUACAGCAAGAUAAACGACGUCAAGAAAACCUUGAUGAUGUGAACCAAGCCAACCUACUACAGCAAGGUGGUACACCUGACAAGUCUGAAGUAAACAUAUCAACACAGCAGUUGAGGAUCCCCCCUUGUUUUACCUUAUAGCUGUGUUUUGGUGAACCGACAGUCUGUUAAUGCAUGAAAAAUGUAAUUGUAUUGCACAAACAAUUUCAUUUUAUUGAUGAGGGUUGUUCCAAGAAAAGCCAUACUCGGGGAAGGAACUGAACUAUGCCAUAUUACAUGUAGCCGUGAUUUGUAAACUAUGUUCUGAUAUGCCAUACUCGUGCUAUGUUUUGUUAAGCAAUUAUUCAAUUAUUCAUUCCGUAAUUUCUUUUUACAUAUUGAUCAUUUUGUUAACUGUUAUAGGUAUCGCUGUUUUUGGUUUAUUUUUGUUGAAAUUCAUGUCUGACUGAUGUCAGAGCUGUGUGCUUUGAUGUGAUUUCAGUUUGAUGCACUUCAAGUGUUAUCGAUAGUCAUGUCAGGGCUGUAUGUUUUGGUGUGAUUUCAAUUUUGAGAUUAUUGAGACUAUGACAUUCAGUUCCAUUGUUUGGGUCAUUGUGUUUGGCUGUGAAUAAGUGUUUCAGGGAUUUGCAUUUAAAUUUCUGGAGAUUUUAUUUGUUUGUUGUUGUCCACUUUGCUGUUGUGUAUUGCAAUGUACUAAAUAUUGUAUUAUGAUGUUACUGAGAUGUAUUGCUGAUUACAAUAUAUAUGGAGCUAUUGUCAUAUAUUCAUGUUGAGACUUUCAUUAUAUAGAUGGUGAUGUGGAAGACUGGUUUACUAUAAUUGUAUUUCAAAUUCAUAUCAGACUCUUGUUUAAGUGUUUUGUUGAAACUAAGCUUAAGCUUUCAAUGGGAGCGCCUAAUAAUGAUUUCUCUGUCUGUUCAUUAUUCCAGCCAUAAGUUAACAUUGUUUAUAUAAUUCACGAUCCUGUUUGAUUAAGUUAUCUGUGAUAAUUUUAUAUAUUUUACCGAUUAAUAUAAUCAAUUUUUGCGAUUUUUUCGCAAAUUGUUUAUUGUAUGUUGAUGUAUAUAACAUGAAUCUUGAUGUGAGUCUUUACAUAUAUAUUCUCAUACCAGCUGCACUCUCACAGAAUGAUCAUUUUGUCAACUUUUGUUUUUCGUCUUGGAUAAACCGUGAAUGUCAGAAAACCCGUGAUAUAAGACUUCUGACAUUCAAAGACAAUAUACUAACUAUUUAAUUACACUUUUUACAUCUUGAAAAUAAACUCUUAUCUUCAGAAUACUGUUUUACUACUCUGUAAUUCUGAUAAAUAUGUAAAUGCAAUAGCUUGUAUGUUUGUUAUACCCUGACAAACAAAGUUUGAACUGGGUAUAUUGGAGUCACCCUGGUCGGGGGUCGGUCCGUUGCUUUUUUCCUAGUCCGGAUGAUUAAAUGAAAACAAGAACAAUACAUGUAACUCUAUUUCAAUUUAUAAAAGUUAUUGCCCUUUGUUUCUUUUCCUGUAUGGAGCUUGAACACAAAUGGAUGAAAUUCAAUUAAAUGGUUAAGCACAACGAGAGGAAGUGCAGAGUACAAGAACUAUAACUUUAUUAUGGCUUAUUACAGAGUUAAUGCCCUUUGUUACUUUUUCUUGUCCGGAGCAUAACUUCAGAACUACUGAUGGGAUUGAAAUAAAAUUUGGUGUAUAGAUAUAUGGCAAUGAGAGGAAGUGCAGUUGCACAAGCACCGUAAUCCUAUCGUGUAUUUUAAGGUAGCACAUCCCUAACGAAAACCUCCACUUGAAACUCUUAAAUUGUAAUGCUUAAGCCUAUGUUGUAAAGCAAAAGACUCUUUUGAUCAAGAGCAUUUUUUUCAGUAGGUAACAAUCUUUAAAGAAGUUAUUUUUUUUUAUUUUCAUUAAACAGUAAUUAUCACAGAGUUAUUGCCCUUUGUUACUUUUCCUUGUUUGAAGAAUAACUUGCAAACUAAUAGAUGACAUUUAAUUCAACUUUGUACAAUAGUAAAGCACAAUGAGAGGAAUUCCUGGCUGGCUAGGGGGCGAAACUAAAGACUAAACUCAAAAGCAUUAGUAACAGAUUGCGAGGCUAGUUUUCACCAAGAGACUUAGUAUUGGAAUAUUUAAAAAAACUUUGAUAAUAUUUUUCGCAGAAACCACCUGCAAGAUUUAAAAUUAAUUGUACAGAAAUGUUUCUUAGGUCAUCAUUUAGCAAAUGUAUUCAAGCUAUGUUGGUUAAUAAAAAAACGUGGCCGGCCUGGGGGACAAGGCUAGUGAUAAAGAAAAACACAUUUUCCCCAUAACCAUCAGGCAUUGAGCUUAAAAAUUUAGUAUAAAGCAUUAUCUAGUGGGGCUCUAAACCCUUCCCUAUAUUCCAAGUUUUUUUGCUUUGUUGUUAAUAAUAUUGAGAGGUGCAUUACACAUUUUCCUUAUAAAAUUGGAUACAAUUAAAAUCUAGGAAGAUACGAUGAUAUAUUAAUGCAUGUAAACGAUUCAUGUGUGCUUAGUUAUUAGUGAAUGUAGCCAGUACUCCAUGUAUAUAGACUCUUAUAAACUUUGUGUCAAAUAUUGGCAGCACGGAAAUGUUUGAAUGUUUUUUUUUGUGUAGAAAUGUUUUAUUAUGAUGUAUAAAUUGCAUUGAAGAAAUGCUUCAAUCUAAAGGUUUUUAGCUCGACUAUUCAAAGAAUAAGGAGGGCUAUACUACUCGCCCCAGCGUCAGCAUCGGCGUCCGGUUCACUUUUUUGGGCAAGUUGGGGUUUUCACUUAUAAGUCCAAUACCCUUCCUUCAAUUGACUAAAUACUUCACACAGGUGUUGAGGGCCAUCACAUGAUGAGGUUAGAUAACUCCAUAUUAUUCUUUAAACAAACUAUGCCCCCUGAUCGACUAUGGAAUUUGAGUAAAAGUUUGGACAGGUUGGGAUAUUUAUUAAUAACUUCUAUACCCUUCGUUCAAUUGACUUAAUACUUCACAGUGAAGUUUACACAGUUGUUCAGGACCAUCACACAAUGGGGUUACAUAACUCCAUAUUAUCCUUAAUACAAGUUAUGGCCCCUGAUUGACUUAGGUUAAAGUUUUAGGCAAGUUAAAGUUAAGGGCAAGUUGGGAUUUUAAUAAAAAAAAAUCUAUACCCUUCAUUCAAUGCACUUAAUAAAAUUCAAAAUUAUUUACGACCAUCUUACAACAAAAAAAACAUAACUCCAUUUAACCCUAAAUACAAAUUAUGGCCCUUGAUUUUUUUAAUUUUAUUUUAAUUUCUUUUGAAAUUCACAUUUUUAUAUUCUUAACCACAUUUUCAUAAAGAGAAAACAAGUUAUUUAAAUGACUUGCGUCAUUGUUCGGGUGGGCUGGUGGGAGGGCAGCAUCAAAGUCACCUUAUGUAUCGAAAAUAUCUAAUUAGGUUUGGCAUAAAGAAACCAAACUUGGUAAUAUUACAUCAUUAUUGUAUUCACUUCUAAGUCAAAGUUGCGUUGUCGUGUGCGCUGUCUUACGACAGCUCUUGUUGAUACAUCAAAUUGCUUCUUAAAUGUUUUUGGUUUCGUAUGUAAUUUUAUUCUGAAAUAUGAAAAUUGUGUAGAUGAACCAUCAGUAAGAACAACUAAAUAUAGGGUGAGCUCUUUUUGUGUGGGGCCAACCAGGCAAUGACUCUUUUAUAAUUUAAAAAUAGGCAAAAAUUGAGAAAUAUAAAGUGUUUCACUGAAUAUCUUUUAUCCUAAAUCUCCACGAAAAAGUAGGUUUAUUUUCAGUGGGAUGGCCUACAACCACUAGACAAGAUGUGGCAUAUUUUUCGGCAUGUACAUUGAUUUCGUGUUACGUGUUACGACUUCGCAUUUUUCAAAUAACAUUCUAAAACAAUGGUAGGUGCUGAUAUUGUCAGGACAGUGGCCGGGCAGAGAUUUGAAUGGUUACCUGUCGGUAAGGAUUGACCCAAUCAUGGGAGCAACCAUGCCUCCAACCAAGCCAUGUGUGCUACUGUUUCUGAUAAUAGCAGCAAAAUCUAGUAGUAUUUAAAUUAUGAUAAAUAUAAUACCUCUUCUUAGCAAUACAUUCCAAAGAUUUUUCCUAUCAAGCUUUUUUAAUUAUAAUAUUUUUACCAACUACACAUUCAGGACCAUGCUGUAAUUCUCAUGUAUAUAAUGUAUAUAAUGUUACUUACAAUUUUGCUGUUUAAAUAUAUACGAUUAAUCGAUUGUCCUUUAAGUUAUACUCUUGAAAGAACUAACCAUUUUACAAUGGUAUCUUAACUAGCUGAACCAUACGCAUAAGGACUGGUCGUACAGCUUGGAAAACUAUGAUGUUAUCACAGUGUGUAGUGCUCUAACCCGUCUUACCUUUUGUAACUGUUUGCAUGGAUAUAAUAAGGAAUAACUUUUGUAAAUACUUAUUCCAAUAUUUGUAGCUAUUUUAAACUAUGUGCUUUUAUUUCCAGGUCACAAUCUCUUUGUUAUGUUUUGAUAUGUCAUGUAUGUUUGUUAUUUAUAUAGGAAAAUAUCUCAUUGAGCUCAUGUUUUUUGUUAUCAUAUACACGACUUUAAAUACAGAUAUUUGUGUCUUGUAUAUUGUACGUUUGUAAUCUUAUGAACGGCUAUAUUAAGACACGGCUAUUGUAAAUAAUUGUUCCAGUAGUGUGCCUAUUUAAAACUAAAUGAUUUAUUUCCAGUUAAAGCUCUUUGUAAUGUUUUGAUAUGUUAAGUAUGUUAGUUCUUCAUGU
This is a messenger RNA of Mya arenaria, 5352 nucleotides long. RefSeq lists its product as uncharacterized. Gene Ontology annotation, molecular function: protein binding. The record is from RefSeq and is a predicted model, not a curated record. Bases 37 to 792 code for a protein of 251 amino acids. The transcript has 6 exons. Lineage: Eukaryota; Metazoa; Mollusca; Bivalvia; Myida; Myidae.